AUGAUUUUCGAUGAUUUUGCCAACUUUGAGGAUGCUUCCGAGGAGUCAGAUGCCAGCGAGCAGUCGGUCUACAUUCAUUAUCCGGAAUCGAAAACUAUUGUCGUGAAGAUGGGCAAGCAGCGUCGUCUUCUCUACUUGGACAACCAGCGGACCACUCCGGCCGAGCGCAGGGCCCGGGCCAUCGAGGCGCAGAAGGCAGCGGCAAUUGUGUACCGCUUGAAUCCGAAUCCGAAAAACACGGUCACCAUAAUAAUCGGCACCACCGAGGUGGUCUGCGACCUGGAUCUGCUGCAGAGCAACAGUGACUUCUUCUGCCGUGGCAAGCACGGCAUGGCCUACGGGCUGCCGAUCAGCGAUGUCAGCGUGGAGGCCUUCAUAUCCAUUUACAAGUGGAUGGCCAAGCCGAACCAGAUCAUCUUGCCGCCGAAGCUGAUGAGCGUGUUCAAGGCGGCCAUGUACCUGAGGAUUCAGGUGCUGAUCGAUCAGUUCAUGGAAGAGUUUAGCGAUCCGAACACGGCACGCGAGGAGAUCGGCUUCCACAUGUACUUCGGGCUGCACAAGAUGAACCUCUUCUAUAUGCCCUUGCCAAAGACCAUGCCUGUGCACAAGUACUUCUUGACCCUGAUUGGCACCGAUGACUACAUCGAUCUCUGGCCGAAUGCGCUCGUCUCGCUGCUCGACUCGCCGUACAUUUGCGUCAACUCCGAGGUGGAGGUGCUCAUCGCGAUCAUUAUCUGGCUGUCCCAUGACUACAAGUCGCGCAGCUCCUACACCGACCAGCUGAUGAACUGUGUGCGCUUCGACAGCAUUCCGCUGGAGGCGUUGCUCCAGCUGCGCCAGAAGUGCUGCAUCAGUGGCAUGGGCCGGUUGCUGUUCUUCCCGGAGUUCGAGAAGUACCUGAAGUUCGCUCCCUCGCACAACAACAACGUGCGCUACUGCAAUCGCCGCAUCUGGGUCUACGAUGAGCUGUGCGACUACCAUCACGACGCCCACUGCCCGAUGCGCAACUACAUCACGUUCGAUCAGUUCGAUCGCUACCAGCAGAAGCUGCGCAAGGCGCCCGAGCUACACUGGUGGCACCGUCAUCAGCUCAAUCCCUAUGUGCACAACUGUCGCCACGAGAAGUGCCGCCGUCUCCCUUCCGCAAAGACGUCAUUAGACACUGAGCUCACCCAUCUAUAG
Molecule: messenger RNA, 1182 nt
Organism: Drosophila navojoa
Lineage: Eukaryota; Metazoa; Arthropoda; Insecta; Diptera; Drosophilidae
Source: RefSeq, a predicted model, not a curated record